AGCGGAGAGGGGGAGGAGAGAGAGAGAGAGGGUAGAGAGAGCCUGUGAGUGUGCUGUGAGAGAGAAAGAGAGAAAGACGAGGUCUGGCGUCUCCCGGUAGUAAAUCUAUCAGGGCUCGAGCACAAGAACUCGGAGAAACAGACAGAGAAGAGGCCUCGCGGAAAUCCCACUGCUUUACUGGUGACCGGGAGCAGCAGCAGUAGCAGCAGCAGCGCGUGAAGCCUUGGAUUAAAAAAACCCGACUACAAGGACGGAUGGUCGCGCGGACGGGCGGCGCGCUCUGAAGUUGGACAGACUACCGAGACACCGAGAGCAAGCAGCAGCGGCAGCAGCAGCUUUUUGUUCACCCCACCUCCCCGAACCCCGUGAAGGCAGCGGCGGCACCGGGAGGCUGUGCCCGCGCACCCAGACCAUGAAGCUGCCUUGGCUGUUGGCGCUCACGGCGCUGCUUGCUCACGCCGCCACGGGACAGACGUGGUCUAUUGAUGACGAAGGCUCGACGAGAGACGACUUCUACGACGAUGAGGACCUCUACUCGGGCUCUGGCUCUGGCUUUCCUGAGGUCAGUAUGAGGCCAACAUUGGCGGGCGUGUCCUUCACCACAGAAGAGCCCCUCCUCCUCUCCACCACCCAGGCCACUAGCCCCGCCCCCUCCGCCUCACCCGCGGCCGAGCCCAGCCCCAACCCCGAGGACCCCACCGCCACCCCUCUGCCCACCGAGGCCGACGGAGAGAGUGGUGCAUUUUGGGAGAGAGAGCUAGAGAAGGAGAAAGAGAGGGAGCUGGAGAGAGACAGACAGAGGGAACUGGAAAGGGAGAAACAGUUGGAGAGGGAGAGAGAGAGGGAAAGAGAGAGGGAACGGGUCAGAGAGAUGGAGAGAGAGAGGGAGAGGGAGAGAGAGCGCGAGCGAGAGAGGGAACGUGAGAGAGAGCGAGAGAAGGAGAGAGAGAGGCAGAGAGAGCGUGAGCUUGAAAGAGAGCGAGAGCUGGAGAGAAUCAGGGCCGCCGCUGCCGCCCAGACCACCUCCGCCCCGAAGUCAUCCGCUGCCGUUCCUGUGGUGACCACCAACCCUGCAACCAGCCCUGCAGAAAGUGCAGCGCCCUCUGCUGGUUCGGAUGACCUGAGCACCACAGAAGAAGAGGAUGUCUACCUGUCACCUGAGCCCACCUCGUUUUACCCGGGCUUCGACAUGGAAACCACCACAGAAGAAGACACACCCGCCACAGAAGAGACCACACCUGAAGUCACGACAGCUGCUCCUACCACCACCACCACUGUCAGGACCAGGGUCCCCUUCAGGCCCAGGGUUCCCAUGACAACAGCCACUCAGGUGAUGCCGACAGAGAGAACGACCCGCCCACAGCAGCCCACAACUACGCAGGAGGCUAACAACGAGGUGGGCGCUGCAGGACCAAGUGGAGAUUUUGAGAUCCGUGAGGAUCGCCGCAAUGAUCUUGGUCGGGGUAUAAUGCCAGUGGAUCCUGAUCUGAUCGGCAACACGGUGGAUGGAGGAAGCUCUGCCGCCCAGCUGCCACAGAAGAACAUCUUGGAGAGAAAAGAGGUCUUGAUAGCGGUGAUAGUGGGAGGCGUGGUGGGCGCCUUGUUCGCCGCCUUCCUGGUGAUGCUGCUGGUGUACAGGAUGAAGAAGAAGGAUGAGGGCAGCUACACGCUGGAGGAACCCAAACAGGCCACGGUCACCUACCAGAAACCAGACAAGCAGGAAGAGUUUUACGCAUAACACUCGUAUGCCAGAGAGACACCCCACAGCGAGGGAGAGAGAAAGAUGGAGAGAGAGAAGAGAGAAAGAUACUCUAAGCCCCAGUCCUCCUCCUCCUCUUCUUCGUCGCUCCCCCCUCAUCUGCUCGCCUCUCCUCAUCCCUCUCUCCUCUCGUCUCCAAAACACUUGAGAGCGCCUUUCUCUCAGCGGACUUGGAACUUUCUUUUCAAUGAAAACGAAAAAGAGGACAAAAAAAAAAUAAAUCCAAAUAUAUUCUGAAAAAAUAACACAUACACACGAGAUGUUUUUAAAGUAAAUGUUGUUAUUAAUAUUCUACAGAUUCUCUUGUUCUGUAUGUAAUGAUAUUAUUAUUUUGUAAAAAAAAGAAACAAAACAAAACACAAGCGCUUAACCUGUGUUUUCCAGCACAAAAAAAAAGUUCCUCUUCUGUUUUUAUGGAGCAAAUGAAAAGGCUUAAAAGAAAGAGGAGAGGAGAGGGGUGGAGCGAGCUGAGCGAGACACAAAAGAAAAAAAAAAAGGAUAAAGAGCGGUGGGCUCGACUCUGCCCCUCAACCCCCAAAAAACACACAGAGCAUCUGGUUGGCCGCACAGAGCCCAGGGUCAAAGGUGAGAGGAAAGGUCUCUUUUGUGCCUUCCGUCCCUCUGGUGCUCAAAGACAUGCAAACGCACAUCCAUGCAGCCACAGAGACACACGCACAUGCGCAUGCACACACACACACUUGUAUCUGCUUGAAGGUGGCUCUGACCUCUCUCUCUGUGCUCGGCCAACCAGAAAACAGUUCUCAACCCUUGGCGUGUUCCACAGCGUCGAGGAGCCGCUGUGGAGACGGUGGCUGGUCGCAUCGAGGUUUGCUCCGCGGCCCGUCUGCUCCUCUAAGCUGUACAAAGACUAGUUACGGAUAGUAAUAAUAAUCAAUAAUAUAUCAUUGUUUUGGGCUGGAUGGUUAACAAUAAUAAUAAUAAUACCAUAAUAAUAAUAAUGAUAAUAAUACUUAAACAGGAGGAUGUGUAUUUAGCAGUUUAAAAAAAAAAAAGUUUAUAUGUAAAUAUUGUAUUCUUUCUCGCAUCACUAACCAUCUGCAUGAUCAUGAAGAGUUUUUAUUCAUCACGUCCAUCAUCACUUUAGAUGAGCUGUGCUCUCGUCAACCACAUGCACACAAACACACACACAAACACACACACACAUACACACACACAAACACACACAGAGACAUACUUUCUGUGCAUUUAAACACACCACACGGACUAUAAAUAUACUGUAGAUCAUAUCAUUCAGACACAUAUCAAACCCCAUCGUCAUUGUCAUCAUCAUCAUCAUUGUGAUAGUCAUCACUUUUGAUACGAGCGAGAUCAGGUGGUUUCAAUAUGUUAUUGAUUAGUUAUCGAUCAGUUGCUGGUUGGUUUAGAGUUUGGUCUGUUUGUGUAAAAGCACAACUAUGUGUCCAAUCAUAAUGUCAUCUGACCCCCCCACCCCCCCCACUCUGCCCUUUCCCAUGACAUCAUCUGAUAUCCCCCACCCACACUCCCCUUGCAUGCCUCACCUUGUUUUUCUUCCACCAUUGGCUCUCUGUUUGGGGAUGGGAGGGGCCUCUGGGAAGCAUGAGGGGCUUUAAUGAAAAACAGGAAGUGUGAAUCUGCACAGGAAGUUGCUCCCACAUGCACUAAUUCAGUCCAAAUUAUAACUUAAUUCAUAAUUAAAGCAUUGGUAAUGAAAGGAAAAAGACUUUGAAUCAGUGUUUAUGGUGUCAACUUUAGCCUGCGGGGCCAUUUUGGGGACUGGGACAUGGGUAAUGGGUUUAGGAUUCGGUUUGGGAAGGGGAAUGUGAGGAGACAGGAGGGCUGUGCUUCUAUCUAAGAGAUUGUAACAAUAACCACACCAGUGAGACUGGGCUAGUAGCUUCUAUUAUACUCAGUACUGUAGAACAAAAAUGCAUGGGAGUCAAAACUAUACUAGUCUGGGUGUGUGUGGAUGCCUGUGUGUGUUUUUGUCUGUGUGUAUGUUCGAAAGAAAAAAGAGGGGUGAGUUCAAGUUGGAAUGUACUGUGGUCGAGUGUGUGUUUACCUACUCCAGCAGUUCUCACGCUCUUCCACAGACAGGUAACACACCUCCUCCACUCCUGUGUGUGUACGUCGCCUGCCCCCUCGCCAGUGUGAGAAUACGUAUGUGUGUGUCUACACCUCAUCUAAAUCCGCCACCUGUAUGUAUGUGUGUGUGUAUGUGUGUGUGCCUGAGUGCUUCACCUUGGUAUUUCACAGCAGACUCUUGUGUACACUGACUAGCCUGUCGAUGUGUGUGUCUGCGUGUGUUUAGUCUGUUCACUGCUGAAUGUGGGGCAGCUGGUCCCUCACAGUGGCUUUCACACACACUGACUGUGUCUUUUCACUGUCUGUCUGACUCUGUCUGUCUGUCUCUCUGCCGCAGGACAGACGGACAGACAACACGCCACUUUCUCACAGGCAGGAAUGAUCUUAACACGUACUGUCUUUUCUAAAGUGACUGUCAAAGUGUAAACAUGUGCGUUUGUACCCAUAUAAGCCUGCGUAGCCAAAUAAGAUGUGUGUGUGUGUGUGAGAGAGAGGGACAGAGAGAGGUUGAAUUUGUAUGUGUGUGAGUGUAGGUAUGCAUGUGUGAGUGAAUGUGUGUGUGAAGCCUGAUGGAGGCUACACUAUAUGUUUGCUGUUCCCAUUCCUGUUUUUAUACAUUUGCAUUUUUUUAAGGCUGAGUUUCUGUCAUUGGCUGAGUGAGCGAGAGGAGGCGAAUCCUCCACGCCACCGCCCUGUCACUAAUCUGCCACUCUGUUCCAAAUAAAAAACCUGAUUGGGUA
Toxotes jaculatrix (banded archerfish) is the source of this 4563-nucleotide messenger RNA. It is a transcript of the gene sdc3, whose product is annotated as syndecan 3. Gene Ontology annotation, cellular component: membrane; cell surface. The coding region runs from base 413 to 1738 and encodes 441 amino acids. Lineage: Eukaryota; Metazoa; Chordata; Actinopteri; Toxotidae. Gene Ontology annotation, biological process: cell migration. The transcript has 5 exons. The record is from RefSeq and is a predicted model, not a curated record.